Molecule: messenger RNA, 998 nt
Organism: Drosophila suzukii
Lineage: Eukaryota; Metazoa; Arthropoda; Insecta; Diptera; Drosophilidae
Source: RefSeq, a predicted model, not a curated record
UAACAUUUUAUGCAACGGCAGCUGCGGGAGUUACAUCUACAAUCCUCGAGCGAAGACGAGGACGACGAUGAGGACGAGGACGAUGGCGAGGAUUUCGAUGAGGAUUCUAGAGAUGAUGCUGGGGCGUUUAUGGGGGGAUAUGUUAGGCAUCGGGAUGCUGGUGGUUCUGUCUCCGUCACCGGUUCCGGCUCGGAUCCAGAAUCGGAUGACCCGGACUUUGAAAUAGAUGUUGAGAAUAUUAAUGAUUAUGAUGAAUGAAGAGUGAAUGGUUAUUGGCCAGCAUAAGCAAACAGCAUUGCGACUUGUCUAUUUCGAAACUAUGUUGAACCCAAGAUAUAGCGAUCUCUAAGCGUCUAUUUUACAAUCGCACACAACACCACACACAAACAAUACACCCACACACACAUCCACACGGAACACACACACAUGAUAUGAAUUAAUUGAAGUUAUAAAGCAAGCAAACAAUAAAUGCAAAAGGAGUAUACAAAAUAUAUAAAUAUUUUCGCAAAACUGGCUGUUAGGUUUGUCAUGUACGAAUGAAAAUGAAACAAAAACGGAAGAAGCAAAACUAUGUAUUAGUUAUUUAGGCGCUGUAAUACUAAUCGAGGGUCAGUCUUUGAAUCGCGCUUCGAAUCGGUUGAUCGAUCGAUCGAUCGGGCGUUACUUUAAGUGUUUCUUUAGCUCAAAUACACAAGCAUCGCGUUCAGGCAGCUGCCGCUUUAAGGAAGAGGAGAACUGUGAAAUAUGACUUCGAACUUUUUCGCAGGAGGGAUCUGGUGAGCGGCCAGAGGAAUCAGUCUUUAGCAUAAAUGUUAGUUAGAGUCGCUUCAUUGAAAUUGGCAAACGCACCAUUUCGGUUCGCCGCAUUGCAUAUUUGUAACCUACUUUACAUGCCUAUUGCCUAAUGUUUGUGUUAAUUGUAAAGUUAAAUUUAAGCCUAGUAUUUUAUUGGCAAUUGUAAUCUAAGUUACGCAAAAUACAAAUAAUUUAAAUUAAAA